CGGAUCUGGUGUUUAAAUUUCGGCCAUCGGAUAUCUUGCUUCUGUGCUUCUUCUGCUUCUGUGGAGCCUGCAUGCUCAUCAUUUCCCAUUUCCGGUACCGGUGCUUGUACUCACCAGGCAAUCGACAACCUCCCAAUCCAUCACGGACAACACAGCUUGGAUGAGAGCUCACAAUUCUGAGCUCUCAACAACUCGAAAGCAACUUCCUCACAAAAGCCCAAAGUUCCUUUCUUCAAUUGUUCUCUUGCAGCCUGCCGUUUGUGUAUACCUCCACAACUUUGUCCAUCAAACCAACCCCAUCCCAACUUACUUAUUAACUAAGCUCAUCAGUAAUCCAACACACAGUCACCAUGGCCCCCACACAAACUGAUUUCGAAGGAUCUCCCUUGGUUGCCCACAUCCAUGAUCCCGAUGAGGAGAAUCUGCCAUCCAUCAAGUUCGGACUGGAGUUUUUCGCCGCAGUCUUUGCUCUCGUCGUCUUCGUCGCUGCAUUGGUUGUGAUGGCUAGCUUCUAUUGCGUCCACCGAGCAGAUAAGCGAAAGGAGAGCCGAGCUGAAGCCACCAAAGAAGCUCAAGACGAAGACUUCAAGUCCAAGUUGGACUGCAAGCCCUGGUGCGAGGAAGACGCUACCGAAGAGAUGUCCAUGUCCGAUGACUCGUUCCGUGACUUUGCCUGCCGAACAUCCUCUGCCGUUUCGGAUGUUAGUACCAUGGAGGCUGUCAGCGAAGGAGAAGAAGAAGAUGACUUGGAAAUGGGCGGUGUCGUCAUGAACGGAUGCCCCAUGGUGGACAAGGACGGCACUUGCUGCCCCAUCUGCAGCGAAGUCUUCGAGUACGGCCAGCCUGUUUACACUUCCAACAACUGCAGCCAUCAGUGCCACAAGGUCUGCAUGGACAAGUGGCUCAAGUUCCAAAAUACUUGUCCUAUUUGCAACAAACCCUUUGUCAAUCACACCCGCUAAAUCAUCCAGCGAAUGAAUGACAGUACACACACAAAAGAGAGAAAACCAUUCCUCCCUCCCUCCCCUCUGGCUUCUACUUCCGCCGUUAAAGAGGACGACCUGUACCACUAGCAGUUAUUCACUGUGGCGACAUGGACCUUCUUUCCUUUUCCCUUCCAAGCAAGGCGCCUUUAAGAUUGGGGCUUCAAUCGACAGAGCCUGGAAUCGAAUCACCUCACAUCUACGCUUCCACUGCAUCCAUACCACACAUGCCACCGCUUUAUAACACUUGUAGAAUCAAAUCUAAACUAGUAGUAGGUUUUUAACCUUC
Seminavis robusta is the source of this 1272-nucleotide messenger RNA. NCBI's taxonomy places the organism in Eukaryota, Bacillariophyta, Bacillariophyceae, Naviculales, Naviculaceae. The record is from the annotation of a GenBank genome assembly.